This is a messenger RNA of Cladophialophora psammophila CBS 110553, 1602 nucleotides long. RefSeq names its product cyclohexanone monooxygenase. The transcript has a single exon. Gene Ontology annotation, molecular function: NADP binding; N,N-dimethylaniline monooxygenase activity; flavin adenine dinucleotide binding. The record is from RefSeq and is a predicted model, not a curated record. NCBI's taxonomy places the organism in Eukaryota, Fungi, Ascomycota, Eurotiomycetes, Chaetothyriales, Herpotrichiellaceae. The coding region runs from base 1 to 1602 and encodes 533 amino acids.
AUGACGGAAAAGCAUUAUGAUGCACUGAUCAUCGGAGCCGGGUUCGGUGGGAUCUAUCAGCUGUAUUCAUUCCUCAAGCUCGGUCUGACCGCAAAGGUCGUUGAUCUUGCCGGAGAUGUCGGAGGCACAUGGUACUGGAAUCGCUACCCUGGUGCCAUGAGUGAUACGGAAAGCUAUGUCUAUCGGUAUUCGUGGGACCUCGAAGACCUGCGGGAAUCGCCUUGGACUCACCACUACAUCAGACAGCCUCAAGUCUUGGCUUAUCUCGAACACGUCGUGGAGAGGCAUAACCUGCGACAGCACAUGCAAUUCAACACCGAAAUGGUGGCCGCCGAUUGGGAUGUGUCGGGAUUCUGGAGAGUCAAGAUGAAAAAUGGGGAUGUCUUCAUCGUUCGCUAUUUGGUCACGGCGCUCGGACUCCUUUCGAAGCAAAAUUAUCCCGACAUUGCCGGCAUCGACGACUUUAAGGGCGAGAAAUACCAUACGGCCUCAUGGCCUGUGGGUGUCACCGUGGAAACCAAGCGAGUUGGGGUUAUCGGGUGUGGCUCGACAGGCGUCCAAGUGGUCACUGAGAUUGCGAAAUCGGUAUCGGAGUUGGUAUGUUUCCAACGCCACCCUCAGUACAGCGUCCCAAGCGGAGAUGGUCCGGUCACUCCAGAAUAUCGACAGAAGGUGAAUGAGAGAUACCCAGAAAUUCUGGAGCACGUAAGAAACUCCGUCGUUGGAUUUGGAUUUGACGAGUCUACAAGACCGAUGAGUUCUGUGAGCCCUGAAGAGAGAGAAAAGGUCUUUGAAGAAUUGUGGAAACUGGGCAAUGGCUUCAGAUUUAUGUUUGGUGGAUUCAAUGAUAUCACGGUCGACAAAGAGGCAAACGAAGCUGCUUGUGAAUUCAUCCGCAAGAAGAUUACCCAGAUUGUGAAAGACCCGGAGAAGGCAAGGAAGCUACAACCCCUCGACUACUACGCCAGGCGGCCUCUGUGUGACGGUGGAUAUUACGAGCAAUUCAACCGGGACAAUGUGAAGCUGGUCGACUUGCUGGAAACUCCGAUAACCAAGAUCACUGAGAAUGGAAUCCUAACCGAAGACGGCAAAACCCACGAACUCGACAUGAUCAUCUUUGCCACCGGCUUUGACGCCAUCGACGGCAAUUACAACAGGAUGCACAUUCACGGUAUUGGCGGCCAAAGUUUGAAAGAGCACUGGACAAAUGGUCCAUCAAGCUACCUCGGCGCUUUGGUUCCCGGAUUCCCCAAUCUUUUCAUGAUCACUGGACCCCAAGGACCAUUCUGCAACAUCCCCCCGGCCAUCGAGGCGCAUGUCGAGUUCAUCACGAAAGCGGUCGCGAAGGCAGAGGAGUUGAGAAAGGAAUCGACCUAUAAAGGAGUAAUUGAAGCCAAACCUGACGCUGAGAAGAAAUGGAACCAAAUCUGCGAGAAGGAGGUCGAAGGAAGUUUAUUCAAAGAGACCGCUUCUUGGAUUUUUGGAAGUAAUGUUCCUGGAAAGACUUACGCCCUUCGGUUCUAUUUUGGCGGUCUCAAGAAAUUUCGCGGAGAGAUUCAGUCUGCAAUCGAAGACGGUUGGCGGGGAUUCAAACUAUACUGA